AUGAUGAGGAUAUAUGCCCCAACUUGGGAAAUCCAAGACAACAUGUUUGAGGUAUUGAAUAUGAAUGUAAUCUCUGACAAAGGCAAUUUGACUCCUGAAAUUGGUUUGGAAUUUAACACACUCGAUGAGGUUUGGAAUUACUGGAUUGAUUAUGGCAAACAUAUGGGAUUCUCUGUUAGAAAAGCGUUUGUGAAUAAAAGUAAAAAAGAUGGACGGGUUACUACGAGGGGUUUUGUGUGCUCGAAAGAGGGUGUGCGGAGAGUAGACCAACGUCAACUCAAUCCUGAUAGUCAUAGAGAUGAGACAAGGACCAAUUGUACUGUGAAAUUGUCUCUUUCAUUGGUGCAGGAUAGUGGAAAGUAUAGGGUUUAUGAAUUUGUGGCUGAGCAUAACCAUCUCCUACAUCUAGCAAACACCACAUAUAUGAUGAGGUCACAAAGAAACAUCUCUGAGGUGCAAGGUUUUGAGAUAGAUUUGGCAUGUAGUGCCGGCAUUAAGCUUAAGAAGGCACAUGAGUUGAUGAGUAGACAAGCUGGUGGGAGAAGCAACCUUGGCUUCACCAAAGAUGAUCAAAAAUACUACCUCAGAACAAAAAGGGAAAAGGAUAUGGAGUAUGGUGAAGCUGGCUCUAUUCUCAGGUAUUUUCAGGAAGAGACUAUUAAAAACCCUUCUUUUAACUAUGCUGUUCAGUUAGAUAAUGAGGAACAAAUUACGAAUAUAUUUUGGGCAGAUUCUAGAAUGCUUAUUAAUUACAUUUACUUCAGUGAUGUGAUUAUUUUUUAUACAACCUAUGGUACUAACAAAGCCUUGAGACCUCUAGCUGUUUUUACUGGUUUUAAUCACCAUAGAGGUAUUAUAGUUUUUGGGGCUGCACUUCUAUAUGAUGAAACAAUAGCAUCAUUUAAGUGGCUUUUUAAGACAUUUUUAGCUGCACACAAGGAAAAAAUGCCUCAAACAAUUUUUACAGAUCAAGAUGCUGCGAUGGCUAAGGCAAUAAAUGAAGCGAUGCCAAACACAUUUCAUGGUUUAUGCAGUUGGCACAUAAUGCAAAAUGCCAUUAAACAUUUGGCAUUUUUGCAAAAGGGUGAUUCUACUAUUCUGGAAGAUUUUGCGAAGUGCAUGUUCCACUAUGGAAAUUCUUUUGAAUUUGAAGAGGCUUGGGAUGCCAUGAAUGAUAAAUACAACACUCCUGAAAAUAGUUGGUUGCAGGGAAUUUAUUGCUUGAAGAAGAAGUGGGCUAAAUGCUAA
This is a messenger RNA of Tripterygium wilfordii, 1248 nucleotides long. Its product is annotated as protein FAR1-RELATED SEQUENCE 5-like. Lineage: Eukaryota; Viridiplantae; Streptophyta; Magnoliopsida; Celastrales; Celastraceae. The transcript is spliced from 2 exons. The coding region runs from base 1 to 1248 and encodes 415 amino acids. The record is from RefSeq and is a predicted model, not a curated record.